Molecule: messenger RNA, 2811 nt
Organism: Canis lupus familiaris (dog)
Lineage: Eukaryota; Metazoa; Chordata; Mammalia; Carnivora; Canidae
Gene: MOGS
Product: mannosyl-oligosaccharide glucosidase
Exons: 4
Coding region: 99-2609 (836 amino acids)
Biological process (GO): oligosaccharide metabolic process; protein N-linked glycosylation
Cellular component (GO): endoplasmic reticulum membrane
Molecular function (GO): Glc3Man9GlcNAc2 oligosaccharide glucosidase activity
Source: RefSeq, a predicted model, not a curated record
CGGGGCGGGACUUCCGACAGGAGGCGGAAGCGGAGCGGGAGGCACCGGCCGGCGGGUGAGGCCAGGCAGGACCCUGCAGCACAUACCUCGGUGCUAGGAUGGCUCGGGGCGAGCGGCGGCGCCGCGGAGCUCCUGUAGACGGAGCGCGGACAGCUGAAAGGGCGGCUCGGGGCGGCCCGGCACGACGGGGCGGUGAGGCCCGUGGCUUUGCCUGGAGAGCGGCUUUGGGCGUCGUGGUCCUGUCUCUGGCCCUGGGCUUGUCAGGAUGCUGGCUGCUGGAGUGGCGCCGUGCACGGCGGGCGGUCACACUGCACUCUGCGCCCCCAUCACUGCCUCCCGACUCUUCCAGCCCCGCGGUGGCCCCGGACCUCUUCUGGGGCACCUACCGCCCUCACGUCUACUUCGGCAUGAAGACCCGCAGCCCGAAGCCCCUUCUCACCGGACUGAUGUGGGCACAGCAAGGCGCCACCCCAGGGACCCCUAAGCUCAGGCACACGUGUGAGCAGGGGGACGGCGUGGGUCCCUAUGGCUGGGAGUUCCACGACGGUCUCUCCUUCGGGCGGCAACACAUCCAGGAUGGGGCCUUAAAGCUCACCACUGAGUUCGUCAAGAGGCCUGGGGGUCAGCACGGAGGGGACUGGAGCUGGAGAGUGACUGUAGAGCCUCAGGCCUCAGGUACCUCUGCCCUCCCUUUGGUGUCCCUGUUCUUCUAUGUGGUGACAGAUGGCAAGGAAGUCCUAGUGCCAGAGGUUGGGGCCAAAGGGCAGUUGAAAUUCAUCAGUGGGCACUCCAGUGAACUUGGUGACUUCCGCUUUACACUUAUGGCGCCAACCAAUCCAGGGGAUCUUGCCCCCAAGUAUAGCAGCUACAAUGUCUUCUGGUCCUCCAACCCAGGACUUCCCUUGCUGACAGAGAUGGUGAAGAGUCACCUAAAUAGCUGGUUUCAGCACCGGCCCCCAGGGGCUUCCCCUGAACGAUACCUCGGCUUGCCAGGAUCUCUGAAAUGGGAGGACAAAGGCCCAAGUGGGCAAGGACAGGGACAAGGACAAUUCUUGAUACAACAGGUGACACUGAAAACCCCCUUUUCUGUGGAGUUGGUGUUUGAAUCAGGCAGUGCCCGGGCAGGCAGAAGCCAAGCCCUGGAGCAGCUGUCAGGCAGCCUACUGACCCAAGCCCUGGAGAGCCAUGCUGAAGCCUUUAGAGAACACUUUGAGAAGACUUUUCAACUGAAGGAGAAGGGCCUGAGCCUUGAGGAGCAGGCUUUGGGUCAGGUUGCCCUCAGUGGCCUCCUUGGUGGGAUUGGCUACUUUUACGGACAAGGUCUGGUGUUGGCAGACAUGGGGGUUGAGGGGUCUGAGCAGAAGGUGGACCCAGCCCUCUUUCCACCUGUCCCUCUUUUCACAGCAGUGCCCUCCCGGUCAUUCUUCCCACGAGGCUUCCUUUGGGAUGAGGGCUUUCACCAGUUGGUGGUCCAGAGGUGGGAUCCCCGCCUUACCCGGGAGGUCCUAGGCCACUGGCUGGGGUUGCUCAAUGCUGAUGGCUGGAUUGGACGGGAGCAGGUGCUAGGGGAUGAGGCUCGAGCCCGGGUGCCCCCAGAAUUCCUGGUGCAGAAGGCAGCCCACGCCAACCCCCCAACCCUGCUUUUGCCUGUAGCCCACAUGCUAGAGGUUGGUGACCCUGCGGACUUUGCCUUCCUCCGCAGGGCCUUCCCCCGUCUGUGUGCCUGGUUCUCCUGGCUCCAUAAGAGCCAGGCAGGCCCAGUGCCACUAUCUUACCGCUGGCGGGGCCGGGACCCAGUCUUGCCAACCUUGUUGAACCCUAAGACGCUGCCUUCGGGGCUGGAUGACUAUCCCCGGGCUUCACACCCUUCAGUCAGUGAGCGGCACUUGGACCUGCGAUGCUGGAUGGCACUGGGUGCCCGUGUGCUGCUGCGGCUGGCAGAGCAGCUAGGAGAGGCUGAGGCAGCUGCGGAGCUGGGUCCACUGGCUGCAUCACUGGAGGCAGAAGAGAACCUGGAUGAGCUGCACUGGGCCCCAGAGCUAGGAGUCUUUGCAGACUUUGGGAACCACACAAAAGCGGUGCAGCUGAAGCCUCGGCCCCCUCAGGGGUUGGUGCGGGUAGUGGGCCGGCCCCACCCUCGCUUACAGUAUGUGGAUGCCUUGGGCUAUGUCAGUCUUUUUCCCCUGCUCCUGAGGCUGCUGGACCCCAAUUCCCCCCGCCUUGGGCCUCUGCUGGAUGUUCUAGCUGACAGCCGCCAUCUCUGGAGCCCGUUUGGCUUGCGCUCCCUUGCAGCUUCCAGCCCCUUUUAUGGCCAGCGCAAUUCAGAGCAUGAUCCUCCCUACUGGCGGGGUGCUGUGUGGCUCAAUGUCAACUACUUGGCCUUAGGGGCCCUCUACCACUAUGGUCAUCUGGAGGGUCCCCACCAGGCCCAGGCUGCCAAGCUCCACCGUGAGCUCCGUACCAAUGUGGUGGGCAAUGUCUGGCGGCAGUAUCAGGCCACGGGUUUCCUUUGGGAGCAGUAUAGUGACCGGGAUGGGCGGGGAAUGGGGUGCCGCCCUUUCCAAGGCUGGACCAGCCUUGUCCUACUGGCCAUGGCUGAAGACUACUAAAGAGGGAGGAUGAGAGGGGUGCCAGGCCCCCAGUCUGGAUUAGAGGGACAAGGUCUCUAGCUUCUACCCCCCCAGCCCUCAGAUACUAGUGCUUCAAAUCCUUCUCAGCUCAUCUCAGGUGUCUCCUUCCUGUCAUCCCACAUAGCCCUGGGGUGAAUGUGAAUUCAGAGUCUAUUUUUUCUAAAUAAAUUGGAAAACCACG